AUACGAACUUGAAGACAUGCAAGCUCGACAAAGACCCUUGCCUGAACCAAGGCUACAUGGGCCCCGCCUGCAAGUGCCUCUGCCCGCCUGGCACAAAGGGCAAGAACUGUGAAGUUCUGAAGAUGUCUUAUGAAGAUGCGAUGCUGAAAUUAUUCUGGCCAAAUUCAACCAAGAUUACAAAGCCCAAUACGGUGGUCCAGACCCCAGGAUAUCCUGACGCUGUCAACUCUGAAUUGGUGAUGGACAUCGUGCUGCAAGCCGGCAAGUGUGAGCGAGUCGUGCUGACGUUUGAGGGCUUCAGUGUCAUGGAGCGCUCAGCCCAAGGCCUUUGCCAAUCUGAUAAGCUGGCAAUCAAGUCAAAAGUCGACGAUGCAAGCCCUAGGACUUUCUGCGGCAAAGAAAUCUUGCCUGGCCAAGUGUUCAAGAGCGACCAGAGCCUCUUGAUUCUCUCGUACCACGGCUUCAACUACGCGGGAGUCUGGGGAAACAACGGUGGAACUACCGGCUGGAAGGCCUUGUUCACCAAGGAACGCAUACCAGGCUGCACGGGUUGAGUGAUAGCAUCCCUUCUUCCUAACCAAGCAGCUAAAUUGUCAGAUGUCAACGCGAUUUCAACAUUGGAAAAUGGCGGUGAUUCACUUUUCAUUCUAAACUAUUAUUCAAUGUUAUUUCAAAGAAGCGAAUUUUAUAGUUUCAACGAUGAUUCAAAGUGACAUUGCUUGCUGGGUAGAAGCCUAUGAAGUCAAGUACUUAAAGUCCUUGCACCGAGUGUCCAUAGCAACUGCGUAAGCAUGCUCACAUUUAGGAUGGUCAUUCUGCAUCUGACCUAACCCAUUCCGGCCUAACUUUUUCUGACCUAACCUACACAAAUUGCAACACUUCUCUACCCAGACAAACUUUAUAGCGUGUUAUUUGAGUGGUUAUUAUUAUUUACAUGGUAUUAUUUGCAUGUACUGAUCGCUUGGCUAGGUGUUUCUUUGACAAUCUAUACCUCCUCCACCGAAGACAUUCCAAUGGCCAUCAGCUACUCACGAAUUCAAGUCAAUUUAUUUAACAUGCAUAUUCUUGUACGCGGAAUAUUCUUCAAGAAGAUUAACCUUUCUUUGCAGCGCAGGGGAAGACGAUAUAUAAAAAUGUGUGUGUUUUGAAUAAAGGCAAUUGUAGCUACACUUCAAUAAUAUUAUGUUCAAAUUGUUCCCUAGCAAAUUCAAUUGGGAAAAAUUUAUGAGAAAAUUCGCAUGCGAGCGCAGGCUUUCCCGGCUGACUAAAACUAAAGUUCUUAUUAUGUGACAGGGGCCGGAGUUUAGGGUCCAGCUGCUCAGAGUUGUCAGUUCUUCUCUUGCUAAUUCUCUGUUAUCUAAUUUCUUGUCGUGUGUUUUUUGAUGUUUCUCCCGCUCAUUUAUAUUAAACCCUGAAUUGGCUCUACCAGCUUGUUGGUUUUUUUUUCUUAAAUUUGGUGUGCAUCUCUAAGCAAUGAUUGUAACUCGUUCUUUUAACGAGAUUUAAUGCAAUAAAGCGA
Molecule: messenger RNA, 1519 nt
Organism: Hyalella azteca
Lineage: Eukaryota; Metazoa; Arthropoda; Malacostraca; Amphipoda; Hyalellidae
Product: blastula protease 10-like
Exons: 5
Source: RefSeq, a predicted model, not a curated record